Haliotis rubra (blacklip abalone) is the source of this 683-nucleotide messenger RNA. Its product is annotated as beta-1,3-galactosyl-O-glycosyl-glycoprotein beta-1,6-N-acetylglucosaminyltransferase 3-like. Gene Ontology annotation, cellular component: membrane. Gene Ontology annotation, molecular function: acetylglucosaminyltransferase activity. Bases 3 to 683 code for a protein of 226 amino acids. Lineage: Eukaryota; Metazoa; Mollusca; Gastropoda; Lepetellida; Haliotidae. The record is from RefSeq and is a predicted model, not a curated record. The transcript has a single exon.
UGAUGGGUCCGGGGGGGAUAUUCAGACGUUUCCUUCUGACAAUAGUGACGUCAUCAUUUUGUCUGUUCACAUUAUACGGACUGUUUUUCUGGGAUAUUCUUCCGUCGAGGCAGGUGAAAGUGAUAGAUAACAGCAUCAAUUGCAGCAAGAUAUUCGAAGGUGACAAAGACGCAAUAGCAAGAGGGAAACGUGUAACGCAAAAUAAUGACAUCAAGCAAUAUUAUCCACUUCUCAACACAAACUGCACAGAAUUCCUGUCCAAGAGAUUGUAUAUACAAGAGGUUUCAAAGGCCGAGGAGGAAUUCCCCAUAGCAUUUACAGUUCUUUUGUAUAAAAGCUUCGAACAGUUUGAACGCCUACUACGCUCGAUCUACCGUCCACACAACGUGUAUUGUAUUCACGUUGACGCCAAGUCGUCGUCGGAGGUCCGAAACUCAGUGACCUCACUUACAACGUGUCUUCCCAACGUCUUCCUGUCGUCCCGGUCGGUGGUGGUAAAGUGGGGAAGUUUCACCGUGCUGGAACCAGAACUGGUGUGUAUGCAGGAUCUGCUAAAACACAAGUGGCGUUAUCUGAUUAAUCUCACAGGACAGGAGUUUCCCCUCAAGACCAACAUGGAGCUCGUCCAGAUUCUCAAAGCGUACGAUGGCGCCAAUGACAUUGAAGGAACCGUAGAAAGGUGA